This is a messenger RNA of Leptosia nina, 447 nucleotides long. The record is from the annotation of a GenBank genome assembly. Lineage: Eukaryota; Metazoa; Arthropoda; Insecta; Lepidoptera; Pieridae.
AUGACCUCAUCAUCUGUUUCCGCCUUCUGCGCUGUUUUGCUUGUUCAGGUGAUAUCUGGACAAUACAUCAACAACCCCGCCUGGAACCAGCCAGCUGCGUUUGGACCAGCAUGGGGCAACCAAUACGCCGCAGAAGCCUACAGUCCGGCCAUGCUUGCUGCAUCCAACGGCUGCGGUCUCGCUGUAUCCAGUUCAUCUCCCAUUGCCCCAUUCGGAGUUACCAUGACAUCAGAGAAUGCUAUCGAAGGACCAUUGGCUGUAGCUGGACAGAUACCUUUCCUUGGUGCUGUGGAAGUCGACGGCAUGUUACCAACAGCGGGAGCUGGUGCCAUUUCCUAUGGCUGCGGCAACGGCCAGGUCGCCAUAUUAGCUGAAGAUAUGGCUGGGUACGGCGCGAUUGCCCCAGGAUACGCUGGCCCAUACAACAGACCUGGCAUGUACUAUUAA